CUUCUUCAUCAUAUAUAGAAUUGAUAUCAUUAAAUUAAAUGUUAUAAUAAUAAUAAUAAUAAAAUUAUUUAAAAUGCAAAUACGACCAUUAUCAUUAUCGAUGAGGAUUUACUUUCGUCUAUCAUCAUCAAUGCGAGCAGCAUUAACAAAAUCAUAUUCUACAAAAUUUAAAAAUGACAUUGAGAAUCAUCAUCAACAGGACCAGAUUACUGCCGAAUCAAUUGUUGAAAGAAUAAAAAAUUAUUCACAACUUAAACAAGGUAAAGAAUUUCGGAUAAGGCCACCCAUUGUAACCAUAAUGGGUCAUGUUGAUCAUGGUAAAACAACAUUACUUGAUUCGAUUCGUAAAUCCGAACUAGUCAAACAAGAACAUGGUGGUAUUACGCAACAUAUCGGUGCAUUUGUUGUAUCCCUUCAAGAUGAUAAAAAUAUACGACAAAGUAGAAUCGAAGAUCUGGUUGUCUUUCUUGAUACACCAGGUCAUAAAGCGUUUAGUUCGAUGCGUGAACGUGGUGCAUUAGUAACCGAUAUUAUUGUAUUGGUCGUUGCGGCAGAUGAUGGUGUUAUGGAACAAACAAUCGAAUCGAUAUCUUUUGCACAGAAAUCACAAGUUCCCAUUAUCGUUGCCAUUAAUAAAAUUGAUAAAAUUCAAAAUAAUCCAGAUUUAAUUGAAAAUGUCAAAUUUGGUCUAAAAUCACAAGGUAUCGUUCUUGAAGAAGAUGGUGGUGAUAUUCAAUCGAUCAAAAUAAGUGCACUUAAAGGUGAAGGUAUCUAUGAAUUGAAAGAAGCAAUCAUUGCAUUAGCAGAAACAUUAGAACUACGAGCACCGAUUGAUGGAAAUGUUGAAGGUUCAAUCAUCGAAUCCAGUAUCCAUCCACAUCGUGGCCGUUUGACAACCAUUCUCGUUCAACAAGGAACAUUAAAACGAAGUGAUAUUCUAAUCAGUACAAAUAGCCGUAAUGGUAAUGUUAGCUGGGCAAAAGUUCGUGCUAUGUUUGAUGAAUAUGGUCAAGUAAUCAAUGAAGUUCAGCCUGGAUUUUCGGCUCAGGUUAUCGGAUGGCGUGAUGAUACAUUACCCGAUGCCGGUGAUCAGGUUUGGCAAUUCAAUUCGGAAAAACAAGUACGAGAUAUAUUAGGAAUGAGUAAAGAACUAGAACGACAAAUUCGAUUAUCAAUCGAUGCAAAAGCUAUCGAACAAAAACGUGAAGAACAUGAUACUGUUUAUAAGACAGAAUUGGCUGCUCGGCGUGAAGCCGGUAUCCGUUAUAAACGUAAACGUUCAUCGAUUCCACGUACGAAAUUAAUUCAAACUGAAGGUGAUGAAUUUAAAACAAGUAUUGUAUUGAAAGCUGAUGUUAACGGUAGUCUAGAAGUUCUAUUGGAUUUAUUUGAUUCAUAUCCAAAUGAAACAAGUCCAGCUAAAUUAAAUCUAAUCCAUUAUGGUCUUGGUAAUGUAACCGAAAAUGAUAUUGAAUUAGCAUCAUGUUUUCCAAAUGGAAUGAUCUAUACAUUCAAUGUAGGUGUAUUUACACCGGCCCUUUUAAAACAUGCAAAAGAAUUAAAUAUUCCUAUUAAACGUUUCAAUGUGAUUUAUCAUCUUGUUGAUCAUCUUAAAGAAACUUUACAAGAACGAAUGCCAUUCGUUGAUAAAGAAGAAAUUCUUGGCGAAGCAAUUGUCAUACAAGAAUUUGUUGUCAAUGAUAAAAAGAAAAAAGUUCCCGUAGCUGGAUCAAGAUGUUCAAAAGGAAUAUUGAAAAAGAAUGCCUUAUAUAAAUUGAUUCGAAAUGGACAUAUUAUAGCUAAAGAUUUAAAAUUAUCAUCAAUGCGUCAUCAUAAAGACGAAGUGGAUACGAUUAAAAAAGAUUUCGAUUGUGGUCUAAUGAUUGCCGACAAUAUUAUUUCGAAUAAAAGCGGUCAAGUUAUUCGAUUUCAAUCACAAGAUUUACUCAUCUGUUAUCAGCUAGUGAAUGUUCAUCUUCCAUUACAAUGGAAACCGAAAGGAUUUUAGCCAACUCAUUGUCAAUCUUUUUUUUCCCCUGUUUAUUCAAUGUUUUUUUUUCAUUUCUUUAGGUUUUUUUCUUUCUUUCAUUGUUGAAUUU
Dermatophagoides farinae (American house dust mite) is the source of this 2099-nucleotide messenger RNA. RefSeq names its product mitochondrial translation initiation factor 2 (gene mIF2). Gene Ontology annotation, cellular component: cytoplasm. Lineage: Eukaryota; Metazoa; Arthropoda; Arachnida; Sarcoptiformes; Pyroglyphidae. Gene Ontology annotation, biological process: translational initiation. Gene Ontology annotation, molecular function: GTP binding; translation initiation factor activity; GTPase activity. The record is from RefSeq and is a predicted model, not a curated record.